CAUUGAUAACAACCCUAAUGAUUGCAUUAAAGCAGCAGAGAGGAACAGAGACACACAGAAUAAUAACUUGAGAGUUUUUCUUCCAUUCUCUGUCUUGGGGCUGUUUGGCAUCAUGUAAGUACAGGCAUUAAGAUCUCAUUAUUUACCAAUCCUCAUGGUAAUAAUGAACAACUUUAUAAGUUUUGUACAUGGACAUGCGUGCUCAUCUCAUUUGGUGCUAUCCAUUCUUAGAAGUCCCAGGAGAACGUGUUCAGAUUUGUUGUAUUUUAGUAAUUUUCUAUAUACAGCUUCUGAAUGAAUAUAAUACAAAUCCAUACAAAAAUUUUCUGUAGCUUCAAAGGGCUUCAGGAAGGGGAUCGAUCACAUGUGAACACAGAGUUACACUACGAGAACCUUGACACACACAUAGUGAUAAGUUUACUGCAUGAGGAACUGUGAUUAUGAAUCAGUUGUUAGGAAGUGAAUUUCCUUUUCUUUAAUUUUUAAAAACUGUGACCAUGUAUGUAAUUUCUGACAUUUUUCAAAUACAGCUAAAUGGCCUUAAGUCUAAUAUAUAGAUCUUAAGAAUUAGGAUAAUGGGUACUUUUCUUCAUUAAAGAUGUUUUCUUGAAAAGUUUUGACUUAGUGUUUCAAAAUUAACUAUAUAUUAUUAUUGACAAAUUAUAAUUUCAGUUUGGUCCUGUGUAUACCCGGGCAUGUUCCCUGACCGGGAAUCGAAUCCCGAUUGCCUGGAUCCUAGGUCGACGCUCAACCUCUGAACCACGCCCGGCAAGGUGGUCCUGUGUAUUUCUAAAUGAUCUUCAGUUGACAGUGGCUACUGAUUUUACAGAUUGAAGUUUUACUGUUCCCAGGCUCCUAUAUAAAGUAAUCAAUGUGUAAAAUACACGUAGGGGACCUGUGUAAAGGAACACAGUACUGAUCAUUUUAUGAAGAGCCAUCUUUGGUGAAGCACAUGAUUAUCCUCUAUCAUAUCUGUUGGGUAAUUCUGGGUUCUAUAUAUUGAAUUGUCUUUAUUUUAUGUAUUUAUUGAGUACUCAACAUGUAUAAAACUCGAUUAGGAAUUCUGGGGCUUGCAGAAUAAAAAGAUAAUGACUCUGUCUUCAGCAUGUUUCUAAUAUAGUGAUACACAUAUACCAUAUGUGGAGUAGAAAAUAAAGAUUCUAUAAUAUUCAUAGGACACAGGGAUGGUGAGUAUAGGCUGAUAGGAGACAGUUAGGGAGGGGAAAUUAGGAUGGACCUGAACUUUGGUUAUAUUGCUUAGUGUUUAAGCAUUGUUGCAAACUGUUUACUUGAAUUUAUCAGGGAGAAAACGAACCUGGUGGAAAGCCCAGGUUAACCCUACCUGGGCCAAGCAGUUUAUUCUAAAUGUGUCAUCAUCUAAGCCAGUGGCAUCUGGACUUUUUAAAUGUGAUCCUGUCUUCCUCAGCAAGAGAAUUUGUGCAUCUAUCCCUUGAAUCCUGCUGCAUCACGGAAGCUGGGAAUUCUGAUGUUCCAUUGAAAUCACAAUGGAAAGUCUUGACCUGACCGGUCACAGUAAUGAAAGGCAGUAACAGAAAUAAAGAUCACUCAGCAGAAGGAGAAGGGGCUGGGAAACGACCAAAGCGGAAGUGUCUUCAGUGGCAUCCACUGCUGGCCAAGAAGCUUCUUGACUUUUCAGAAGAGGAGGAAGAGGAAGACGAGGAGGAGGAUAUUGAUAAGGUUCAACUUCUUGGGGCCGAUGGCCUAGAGCAAGAUGUUGGUGAGAUUGAAGAUGAUGAAUCACCAGAACAGCGAGCCAGGAGACCAAUGAAUGCAUUUCUCUUAUUUUGCAAACGCCAUCGCUCAGUUGUGCGUCAGAAACACCCCAGGCUUGAUAACCGAGGUGCUACCAAGAUACUAGCUGAUUGGUGGGCUGUUCUUGAUCCAAAGGAAAAACAGAAAUACACAGACAUGGCCAAGGAGUAUAAAGAUGCAUUUAUGAAAGCAAAUCCUGGCUACAAAUGGUGUCCUACCACAAACAAGCCUGUGAAAUCCCCAACACCCACUGUCAAUCCACGAAAGAAACUAUGGGCCUUCCCAUCUGACUCUUCAAGAGACUUGCCAAGCCCCAAGAAGGCCAAGACUGAAGAAAUGCCUCAGCUCAACUUUGGAAUGGCCGAUCCCACUCAAAUGGGAGGACUGAGCAUGCUGCUUUUAGCUGGAGAACAUGCUCUUGGCACAUCAGAGAUGUCCUCUGGCACUUGCAGGCCUGAUGUCUCAGAAUCCCCUGAAUUGCGCCAGAAGUCACCAUUAUUUCAGUUUGCUGAGAUAUCUUCAAGUACAUCCCACCCUGAUGCUCCUUCAAAACAGUGUCAAGCAUCGGCCUUGUUUCAGUUUGCAGAGAUUUCUUCAAACACUUCGCAGUUGGGUGGUGCCGAGCCUGUAAGACGCUGUGGAAAGUCUGCACUCUUUCAACUGGCAGAGAUGUGUCUGGCAUCCGAGGGAAUGAAAAUGGAAGAAUCCAAGUUAAUAAAAGCAAAAGAAUCAGAUGGCGGAAGAAUUAAAGAUUUGGAGAAGGGGAAGGAAGAAAGAGAAAUAAAAAUGGAGAAAACAGAUGAAGCCAGAUUACAGAAGGAAGCAGAAUUUGAAAAAUCAUUUAAGGAAAAUGUAAAAGAUUCCAAGGAAUUAAGAAAUUUGGAAGAGCUGCAAAUGGAUGAUAUAAUGGCUAUAAAAAUGGAAGAUCCCAAAGAAAUUAAAAAGGAAGAAUUAGACGAAGAUAAAAAAUGUAGUCACUUCUCUGAUUUCUCUUACUCUGCCAGUGGCAAGAUAAUAAUAAGCGAUGUUCCUAGUAGAAAGGAUCACAUGUGCCAUCCUCAUGGGAUUAUGAUCAUUGAGGAUCCCACAGCAUUAAACAAACCAGAAAAGCUAAAAAAGAAAAAGAAGAAAAGCAAAAUGGAUCGACAUGGAAAUGAUAAAUCCACACCUAAGAAGACUUGCAAAAAGAGGCAGUCCUCAGAGUCUGACAUCGAGAGUGUCAUAUACACCAUUGAAGCUGUCGCAAAGGGAGACUGGGGCAUUGAGAAACUUGGAGAAACCCCUCGCAAGAAGGCCCGCACAUCCUCAAGUGGCAAGGGAAAUAUUUUGGAUGCCAAGCCACCAAAGAAAAAAGUGAAAUCAAGAGAGAAGAAAAUGUCAAAGGAGAAAUCCUCAGACACCACCAAAGAGUCAAGACCUCCAGAUUUCAUUAAUAUUUCUGCCAGCAAGAACAUUUCUGGUGAGGUGCCAGAGGGUAUAAAAGCAGAACCGUUGACCCCCACGGAGGACGCAUUACCACCCAGCUUAUCGGGACAGGCCAAGCCUGAGGAUGGUGAUUGUCACAGAAAAAUAGAGACUUGUGGCUCCCGGAAAUCUGAGAGGUCUUGCAAAGGUGCUCUUUAUAAAACCCUGGUGUCUGAGGGCAUGCUCACCUCUCUGAGAGCUAAUGUUGACAGAGGGAAACGAAGCUCAGGAAAAGGAAACUCCUCUGAUCAUGAAGGGUGUUGGAAUGAAGAAAGCUGGACAUUUAGCCCAAGUGGGACCAGUGGGAGCAAGAAGUUCAAGAAGACAAAGCCAAAGGAAGAUUCUCUCCUUGGCUCAGCGAAGCUGGAUGAAGAAUUUGAAAAAAAAUUCAACAGCCUCCCUCAAUAUAGCCCUGUUACAUUUGACCGGAAAUGUGUACCUAUCCCAAGAAAAAAGAAGAAGACUGGAAACAUGUCCUCAGAACCGACUAAAACCAGCAAAGGUUCUUUCCAGUCUCAGAAAAAGAACUUAUUCCACAAAAUUGUCAGCAAAUAUAAGCACAAAAAGGAGAAGCCUAAUGUUCCAGAAAAAGGAAGUGGGGAUAAAUGGUCAAACAAGCAGUUCUUCUUGGAUGCCAUUCACCCUACAGAAGCCAUAUUUACAGAAGACAAAAACACCACAGAGCCUGCUCAUAAGGUUAAAAAUACCCCAUCCAUUCCCAACACUCCAGAGCCAACAGCAACGCAAGAACCCCUGGUGGGCAGCCAAAAGAGAAAAGCAAGGAAAACCAAGAUCACACACCUGGUCAGGACAGCAGAUGGCCGGGUGUCACCAGCAGGAGGUACUUUGGAUGACAAACCAAAGGAACAACUGCACAGGAGUCUCCCUAAAGUCACCGAGACAGGCUGCCAUGACGAGUGCGCGCACAGCCGCGAGGCCGCCGAGACGCGGAGCAGCACCCCCGAGAUGCCCGCCGUGUCUGCCUUCUUCAGCCUGGCCGCGCUGGCCGAAGUGGCCGCCAUGGAAAACGUGCACAGAGGUCAGAGAUCUACUCCGCUCACCCACGAUGGACAGCCAAAAGAAAUGCCACAGGCUCCUGUACUUAUUUCCUGCGCUGACCAGUGAAGCGCCCUUUCAUUGUAAAACUUUGUGCUUUACCUACUACCCUAGCCUUGUCUUUACCGAGGGAUGCUAGUGAGUCCAUGUGGUGGGAAAUAUAGACUGCAAACAAGUGCUUGUUGCCCUACACGGCCCAGAUUCACUUGAAGCAGAAAUUAGCCUCCUGGGCCCAUUUGUUCGUUCGAAACCCGGAGUCUCUGUGGGUUAUGUUCUCUGUCUGAUAAUGAGCAGAAAUGGAAUGAUCCUGGGGGAUCAUUGAAGGCUGUUGACGGUAAGAGGUGGUCACUUGGUAAAAGGCUGCCUUUACUGUAGCUCAUCCAGCAUCUCUUCUACCAACAGAGAGUGUGAAACUAGUUUCGUAUAUUACCUAGUUAUUCUUUCAAAACAAAAACAAAAAACAAAAAAACAAAAACUGACGCACUGCACUAGUUAUUAUUAGAUAUUCUUAGUCUUUUUUGUACAUGGAGAUUUAAGUUCUAAGAUGGUUUAUAUAAUAGGUUAUACCUACAUUUAUAUUGUAGAAUAAUAUUAAAAAGCCUGUUCCGAGACUCCCAUGCAGCGCGGGCAGGCAGAUGUACCAUUGUUAGCGGUGUAUGCUCGGCCUCGUGGUCCAUAUAUUCUGCACUUUUAUAUUUGCCACCAGAGUGGUAGUUUGCUGGCAAAAAAAAGAGAAAAAAAAUUACAAUUCUUACAAGCUGAAUUUUUUUCUUAGCCUUGAGUGACCAAGAAUAAUUUGCUUGGGGCAAAUUGUGGCAGAUAUUUUCCCAGACGAGGGAAGAGUCCUGCAGAUUACAGAUUACUGAUGUUUUCAUGCCUUGAGGAUUCUUUUAUUUUUACACAGGGGUCUAAGUGACCAAUGGAUCGUUCAUACAAACAAACAAAAAAAUAGAGAAAAAUAUUAUUCAGAAGUGACCUUAGUAUUAUUACUUAUUACUUCACUAUUCUGAACACAUUGAAGACACUCACUCCACGUGGACUUGGAGCCACAGACCUUUUCCAUCAUCCCAGACAGACUGGACGGGUAGCAAUUGCUAUGCACAGCCUCAUGGGCACUGCAGGUUUUUAGAGCCAUUUCAAGUUUGUGUUGUUAAGGAGGUAUUGAGUAAAUGACAUGGGAGGUAUGCCUGACCGGAGUGGGACUCUCAGUCAAAGGGCCACCUGCAAGUUUCUGUUUCCUUUUUGUGUUUUGUUGCUUUUGAACAUAAAACCCACCAUACAUAUGCCAGUGCCGAGUGGAUUAACUGGCUUAGAACAUUCAACAUAUUGACUUAACCACCUGAUGUUCAGUGUCUUGUUUCCUAGCAACAGAUGCAAAGUGAUAAAUCAAAAUUAGUCAGAGGCUACAGAUUUUACAGGGUAUUUCUUCCAUAGCACAAAGUAUCUCCCCACUCUUGCAUCACAGCACAAACUACCAAAUUUCAAUGAUUGGAUUCCAGCAAUAAUUUUUAUUGGUUUUAUUGGCAGGAUUUUGAUAGUAUUAGUUCAGGUUUGAAGCUUUUGAAUUAGAUCUCUAAGUGGUGACAGUUUACAGGUUUUAUCUAGCUUUCUUAUUUAUACUUGACUGAAUUGUAAUGAUGAUUUUUUUCUAAUUGUAAUUUGACCUAAUAGCCAUAUUAAAAAAAUGACUCUAUUUGUCCUGACUAGGUUUAGCUUUUCAUGGUUGUAGAUAUUACUUCAGUUUCGGUGCUGGAAAAUAUGUACAACAUGCUAACAGAAUUGAAGAAUAGAGAGAGGUUUUCUUUCAAAGCAGGUAAAGAGGGCAACAGAGCAGUGGUGUGAUAUUCUCAAAGAUGCAUACUCACCGUGUGUAUGGAGGGAGAAGGAAUUCGUAAGCAAGGUUAAUCAGAGGUGAAAGCUUAACCCCAGUCACAUAGAAAUAAAUCAGGUGAGCAGCCCCAGAUUUCAGCCUAAUGUUUUUACUAUGAUGCUGUUUUAUUAACAUUUUCUAAAUCUCAAAACACAAAUUGAAUGUUUGGAAAUUGCUGGGUCCCAGUGUUGGUGGCUGUUGGGAGUUUUUGGACCACUUGCUAGCAGUGAUUUUAAAAUUAUUAUUAGCUAAAAUCCAAAAAACAAACCAACAACAAAAAUUGUACGGUGCAGAACAUGCACCUUGACAAUGGUACUAACUUGUUAUUCUGUAGAACACGUUAGAAUAGAUCUAUUUUUGCCAGAGCACCCUCCUUCAGUCCUCCGAUUACAUUUCAGUAGAGUUCCUCAAGAGAUUGCUGUAUAUUCAUGGGACCUUUUUGUAAAAAGAAGCAAACAAAAGAUUGCUUUUUUCUAUGCGAUUACUAUCUUACUUGAUCUGCUUUCCCUAAAUAAACCUCAGUGGCUUUUCCCUUGGGCAGGGUGGGAGCAGGAGGGCAAGCUACUGGAUAUGACUGUUUUAAAAAAAAAAAACCUUUUUGUAGAAAUGCUUAAUUUUUAAGCGGUUAGGCACUGAGAGUAGCAGAAAUCCUGCAAAGCUUUAUAGUUCUCUAGACACUCGCCUUGUCGUUUCUCUGAGUGCAAGUCUUAAUUUCAAUAAUAGUGCUUUUCUCAUGCCCUGAAUCUGCUGGAAAGGGGUGUUGGUAUUUUCAGGUAACAACAUUUGUUAGCACAAAUAUUUCAGACCAACAUGUAGUGUCCCCCCCCCCCAUUUAUCAUUUUCAUUUCAUUUCUCUCAUUCUUCUUUAUUUUGGAAAAUCGUAUCGCUAUAGUUUGUACCUUAAUCUGCCAGCAAGCACCAUUUACACUAACAUUUGUCCCACAGGCAUCCUCAAGAGAAAAAGUUGUUGCACCUUAUGUAUAUCUCAAGCAAACCAAAAUAUGAUGCUCUUCUGCUCUGUUUUAUUCUAAAUUGUUGUAUCAUAUCUUUCUGAAACCAUUCUGAACUUAGUUGAAAUUAUCAAUAUUUAUACUUUUAACCUUAAUUUCUGGAUUCAAACCUGUAUAUAAAUCUUUUGAAAAACGUUGUCCUAGCCCUUCUCUGUGAUGCUGGAAGUGGAUAGUUUAGUCUCUGAUGGAGACACAGUACUGUUCCAGUUUCCUUUAGCCUCUUAUUUAUUUAGUUAUUCUGGGUAUUUCCUAUGUAAUUUUGAAGUGUUUAGAGUAUAUUAUAGUAACUGAAGCUGCAGCUCGAAGAAGCUGAGUGAAAAAAAAAUACUGUAAGACACCCUUUUAAAGUUUGUGUUUGUUUGGAUACUGUAAUGAGGUCAGGAAGAGGAAAAGUGUCCCACCGCCACUUCGAAGAUACAGGUUCUGUCCCCACAUGAGGCUUUUCUAUCCAAAGUGUUAAUUCAGUCAAACCCCUUUUAAAGGAUAAAUCAUACUGUUGUAAUUCUGACAGACUUCUAUCAAAUAUAUUUAUUUAACUCUGUCAGAUGAGCUUUCUACCAAGGUCAUCUCAAAGCCGAAAUGCUGACAUCAUUCCCACGUUAUCAUUGAUAUUCUAGUUCCUGCCAUUAAAACUGCUGCAGGAAAAAAAGUGAUGGAACACUACGAACAAGUCUGGCUGGUCCUGUCAUUUCCUUGUUAAGUCAGAUGCCACUCCGCCUGAGUCAUGUAAAAUUUUGUUUGCACUCUGCAGUCUUUGGCUCAUCGUAUGACAGUGUUUGCACCUAUGUAAAAACUCGAGCAAAUUUUAAAUUGAUAGAGAACCGGGAGGAAGCUGCAAACUGAAUGCCAUCUUUUGUUUAUACAGUAUGCGUGGGGGAGGGAGGGAUGGGAUUAUCCAAUAGCUCUGUUCCAAGUUUGGCAUUUGGCAUUAAUGUGAAGCAGUGGGACCAUGCUGCCUGCUAAACUACUGUAUGAAUCCCAAGUGUUCUGGAGACCAGCGGCUGGAGGCCCGAGCCGGCACCUGCACCCGGAGAAGCGCCCGCGCUCCCCGGGAGGAAGGAAGGGAGCCGCAGGGGCCCGGAGGCCUCGGUCGGAAAGGGAUCGUGGGGGUGUAUGUGAUGCCGGGGAAGAGCCCCUCCUUGAUUGCACUGCUCCACAGAGCCCUCAGAUAAGGCCAAUUCUAAUGGGCUACCUCGGCUUUAAGAGCUCAUUUCAGUUAAGUCCUGUUUCAAAGGUUUGUCUUGUUUUGCUUCUACCGUCAGUGCCACUAUUUUCCACUGCAGUGUUUUGACUUCACAAACCGCCUUCUCCAGAGAAAACAAUGUAUUUGCCGAAAGUGGGCAGCAGAAGCAAAUGCUGUUAUUACAUUUGACCUAUAAAGUAUUCAGAGCGACUGCUAGAUGGAAAUUAAACUUUAGCUUGCCCCACGUAGGACCUGUUUUGCACCUUACAAAGAGUGUCCUAAUGGUUCAUUCGAUGUUGCUUUUAUUUAUACAAGCAUUCCCAAAGAAUUAGACUUGGAGUUUGUGUUUGAGUUUCGGCAUUCUUAAAAAUUAUCUUACUUAGAUUCCUAACAUUGUACUUAAAAAAGAAACCGUUUGUUCAGUUCCGCUUACCAGAUGCUUCUGGUGAAGGCUUCAGGACUGGGUGGACUGCUUUGCUUUAGUUUGGAAGUGAUAGCUGAGUUUAUUAUACAACAUAAUAAAUGACCUUGUCCUUUUCAGGGGGGACAUUAUAUUAUCUUCCUUACAUUUCAGAACCAAGAAGCAACAAAAGAGUAAAUCAAGACAAAUAUCUGAUUCUGUCAUAUGCCUCCAUCUGUUUGUGCUAUGCUUUUCUUUAAAAAAUAUAAAUAUACCUUUUCUUAAAAAAAAAAAAAAAAAUGUUUCCUCUCCUGGCCAAAUUUUAUGUGUGGUGGUAUGAUUUAUACUAAUAAAUUAAAAGAGGAAACCUUGUACUUAAAAGUUUCUUGGCCACUGUUUACUUGUUGCAGUCAGUGGUCAAAACUGAUCCUGCCCUCAAAUUGAUUUUUAUGCACAGAGUUAGUUGUUGUGAACAUAACUACUACUUCCAAAGAUUUCCUAAUAACUUAGGUCAGAACUGGUUACUGAGUAACAAGAACCUAGUUCAAUGCCUCCAAACCCUCCCACCCACACCGCAGAUCUUACCUCACAAGCUCUAAAUCAGAGGCGCGCAUGCUUCACAGACUAACGUAGCUCUCUUUGUGGCCCCCAGUGGGCUGGCUCAUGUCCCCGACGCCUGGUGUCAGUGCCUCCGGCUCUGAGCCGCAGGACCGGGGGCGGGGAAGGUUCAUGAUCUGGAGCUCAGCACAUGCUCAGCAACGUUUCUCGUUUCAUUAGCGCUAAACAUGUCUCUUGCUCUCAGGAAUUUAUCAAAAAAAGAAUAAAAACCACCUGAGAUUCCACACACCAGAUUAUGAGCUUUUCUCAUAGGUUUGCAUUGCUUAUUUGUCAUAAAUUAACCACAGCUUCAUUUGACCACCAGAUCUUAAGUCUGUUGACAGUUUCAGCAUGACCGAAUCACUCAUUUUCUUUAUUUUUCUUUUUUUCUUUUUCUUUUUUGCUUUCAGAAAUUGGCUCGGUUCUCUUUAGAGUUGAUGUAAACAUGCCAUGUAAUAAAUGAUUUCUACUUAAUGGUACAACAGAAUUAUUGCUUUCCUAGAUGUAUGUGUAGUAAAAGUCAAUAUACACAUUUAUAUAAUUUCUUUCUUCAAAAUCUUAUACUUAAUUUGAUAUUUCUAAAAAUUGCACAUGUAAGUCAUGUGUAUAACAUGCUAAAGUACUUUAACUGUGAUCUUAAAACUGAAUAAAAAUAUUUAAUAAAAAUUUGAAAUAUUUUAAAGAUA
Miniopterus natalensis is the source of this 10039-nucleotide messenger RNA. It is a transcript of the gene BBX, whose product is annotated as BBX high mobility group box domain containing. Gene Ontology annotation, cellular component: nucleus. Gene Ontology annotation, biological process: regulation of transcription by RNA polymerase II. The record is from RefSeq and is a predicted model, not a curated record. Gene Ontology annotation, molecular function: RNA polymerase II transcription regulatory region sequence-specific DNA binding; DNA-binding transcription factor activity, RNA polymerase II-specific. NCBI's taxonomy places the organism in Eukaryota, Metazoa, Chordata, Mammalia, Chiroptera, Miniopteridae.